AAACUGAACUCUUCCAUUCUCUGUUACUGUUGUUCUCUUUCCUAUUGGAAAGAAAGAUGGCCAUGGCGAUACCUCUAGUUCUGCUUCUGGCUUUCCUGGUGGUACCUUCAAAGACUGAUGAAAUCUUCGACGUUAGGCAGCAUCUCUCGACAGUUACAAGAUAUAGUGUUGCGAAAGAUGUUGCCGCCAAUGACUAUGUAGCUUCUACCAUUCCAGAUGGAUGCACUGCUAUCCACUUAAAUCUUGUGGCAAGGCAUGGAACUCGGUCUCCUACCAAGAACCGUAUGAGGGAGUUAGAUAACUUGGCCAAUCAUUUGGAAGUUCUUCUAAGAGAUGUGAAAGCUGAGGCAGAAAAAGGCAAUAUAUCUUUGCAGAAAAUCCCUGCUUGGUUAUGGGGGUGGCAGUCCCCUUGGAAAGGAAGGCAGAAGGGUGGAGAAUUGACCAGUAAAGGAGAAGAUGAGUUGUAUAAUCUUGCAGUCAGAAUCAGAGAAAGAUUUCCAAAUUUAUUUGAUGAAGAAUAUCACCAAGACACAUUUGUGAUUAAGGCAACCCAGGUUCCUCGGACUUCUGCUAGUGCUGUGGCAUUUGGUAUUGGGCUGUUUAAUGGAAGAGGAAGUCUUGGAGCAGGAAAGCUUUGUGCUUUUUCUGUAACCAGUGAGAGCCGUGCUAGCGAUAUAUUGCUAAGUUUUUUUAAUUGUUGUGAAAAUUACAAGGAAUUCAGGAAAAAUCAGGAGCCUGUGGUUGAGAAACUUAAGGAACCUAUCCUAGAUGAAAUUACGUCUGCAUUAGUGAGUCGCUACCAGCUGAAUUUCACAAGACAGGAUACUGCUUCACUCUGGUUUCUGUGCAAGCAGGAGGCAUCAUUGUUGGACAUAACUGCUCAAGCUUGUAGCCUUUUCAGCCCUUUUGAGAUUGUGAUUUUAAUGAACUGUUCUCCGUUUGUUGAAAGUCUAAUGCUUACAUUGGGAGAUACUGUGCAUGUACAGAUUGCUUUACUAGAGUGGACAGAUGAUCUGGAGGUGUUUAUACUGAAGGGUUAUGGUAAAUCAAUAAAUUAUUUGAUGGGAGUGCCACUACUUCAAGAUAUUGUUCAGUCCAUGGAGCAAGCUAUUAAGUCUAAAGAAGAAUACCUUAUUCCAGGCACUUAUGAGAAGGCAAGGCUUCGUUUUGCACAUGCUGAGACAGUGGUACCAUUCUCUUGUUUGCUAGGACUUUUUCUUGAGGGAUCUGAAUUUGAACAAAUACAGAGGGAGCAACCUUUGGAACUUCCUCCCAAACCCCCCCAGAAAAGAAACUGGAAGGGUAGCAUAAUGGCACCUUUUGCUGCCAACAAUAUGCUGGUUUUGCACAGCUGUCCGGACAACAAUUCUAGCAAGUACUUUGUGCAAGUACUGCACAAUGAAGUUCCAGUUCCUAUGCCGGGUUGUGAUAACAAGGAUUUCUGUCCAUUUGAAGUUUUCAAGGAAAGGAUUGUUAAUCCUCCUUUGAAGCAUGACUUUUAUUCAAUCUGUAGUGCAAAGUUAGAAGGUCAGGGGCCCAAACCAGUUACUGGUACGUUGACACAGUUAUUCAGUGGGUUGUUCUGGCAGGAUGGUGAAACACAGAAAAAUAAAGUCGAAUUGUAGUUAAUAUUUCUACGAAAGAGGGAGUUGUUAUGUUCUUUUUCCAUACUGGCAAUUUCUUAUUUGUAACCUGAGUUUCAGCUAAGGCCAGGCCUUUCUCCUAGCAAGUCUACUCUUUGAGGUUGAGAUCACAGCUGAGUUGGACUGUGCCUUCAGUCACAACUUGAGGUUGCAAGCAUGAUUCUGGAUUUCCCAUCAAAGUAAUUUCAACUACAGGAAGCAUAAUGCCUACCAUUGUUGUGAGGUAAGCAGUGACUUAAUUGAUGUGGUGCAAAGACUUUUGUUCAUGAUGCCCAGUUCUGAACUGUUGUUGAUCAAAUGUGAAUAUGUUUUUGUAUAUUUUCAUUUCAGUCAGUCCCAUGACAUUAAGUUCAUUAGUACAGCAUCUUAUACAAUUCAUUGAUGUGGUGCAAAGAUCUCAGCUGUGUUAUGCUUUU
This is a messenger RNA of Telopea speciosissima, 2059 nucleotides long. Its product is annotated as multiple inositol polyphosphate phosphatase 1-like. NCBI's taxonomy places the organism in Eukaryota, Viridiplantae, Streptophyta, Magnoliopsida, Proteales, Proteaceae. The transcript has 11 exons. Bases 57 to 1625 code for a protein of 522 amino acids. The record is from RefSeq and is a predicted model, not a curated record. Gene Ontology annotation, molecular function: inositol phosphate phosphatase activity; acid phosphatase activity.